Molecule: messenger RNA, 516 nt
Organism: Macrobrachium nipponense
Lineage: Eukaryota; Metazoa; Arthropoda; Malacostraca; Decapoda; Palaemonidae
Product: transcriptional regulator ATRX homolog
Exons: 1
Coding region: 1-516 (171 amino acids)
Source: RefSeq, a predicted model, not a curated record
AUGAAUGCAGUGCUGGAGAUGAUGAAGGAAUUCGUGGGAGAGGGAGCAGUAGGAGGUAGGCCUACUGAGUCUUGUGACGGACCGGUAGCAAUUAGGAAAGUGAAAGAACAAGUGGAUGAGAGUAUGAGUGAUAAAGGUGAUUUGAGUUUGAUAAGUAAGGGAAAGAAGGGGAAGACACAGGAUAAGGAUAAACCUGAGGAUGAGGAUAAGAAGGGGCCUGAGGAAAAGAAGAAGACUAAAGAAAAGAAGGCUAGUAAGGAUGACGGACAGGAUGAGACUAAGACUGAAUACGUUGGGGAAAGGGCUGAGAGUGAUUUAGAUAGUGGUGAGUGGAAACAGGUAGGUAGAAAGAAGAAGGGUAAGAAGAGUGUAAUCAAGAUCAUGGAUGUUAGUAUGGAAGUUGAUUCAUUGUAUUCAGAAGAGGUUAAGAGGGAUCAGAAUGGAAGUAGCGAAAGUGAGAGCGAGAGAGAGCAAGAAGUACGAAAGUCUGGGCAAGAGAUUUGGGUAGCUUUUUGA